AGGAUACUCUGAGCAGCAUAUCACUGAACACUCCCACAUCCCAAAGAUAUCUACAGUCAACCAAAUCCAUGGUGAUGUUUGUGUUGAAGUUGAUGAGGAGACAUUUCACUGUCCAACUUGUAGCAUGGCAUUCCCCUCUCAGAGAUGCAUAGAUUACCAUGUGAUUGUAGUGCAUAAUGGCUAUUGUGAUGUCUGCCAGGGACGCCUUGAUAAUGAGGAUGAGGCAGAGCGGCUGAACCAUGGGAAGAAGCACACAGGAGAGAAGCCACAACAGUGUGAAUACUGCCUCAAAUUGUUCUCUGGGAAGUCAACAUAUAAAUUGCAUCUCAGUAGAGACCUCAAGUGUCUCUUGUGUGGCAAGAUAUUCCCUAGGCAGAAUAAAACUCUACAUAUGAAGUACCAUCUCAAGUGAGACUGCAUAUGCAUCUAAAGUGAGAUUAGAUAUGAAAUACUAUGUCUAAAGUGAGACUUCAUAUGCAUCUAAAGUGAGAUUAGAUAUGAAAUACUAUGUCUAAAGUGAGACUACAUAUGCAUCUAAAGUGAGAUUAGAUAUGAAAUACUAUGUCUAAAGUGAGACUGCAUAUGCAUCUAAAGUGAGAUUAGAUAUGAAAUACUAUGUCUAAAGUGAGACUGCAUAUGCAUCUAAAGUGAGAUUAGAUAUGAAAUACUAUGUCUAAAGUGAGACUACAUAUGCAUCUAAAGUGAGAUUAGAUAUGAAAUACUAUGUCUAAAGUGAGACUGCAUAUGCAUCUAAAGUGAGAUUAGAUAUGAAAUACUAUGUCUAAAGUGAGACUGCAUAUGCAUCUAAAGUGAGAUUAGAUAUGAAAUACUAUGUCUAAAGUGAGACUACAUAUGCAUCUAAAGUGAGAUUAGAUAUG
This is a messenger RNA of Owenia fusiformis, 878 nucleotides long. Lineage: Eukaryota; Metazoa; Annelida; Polychaeta; Sabellida; Oweniidae. The record is from the annotation of a GenBank genome assembly.